Thecamonas trahens ATCC 50062 is the source of this 474-nucleotide messenger RNA. RefSeq lists its product as uncharacterized. The transcript has a single exon. Bases 14 to 409 code for a protein of 131 amino acids. Lineage: Eukaryota; Apusomonadida; Apusomonadidae. The record is from RefSeq and is a predicted model, not a curated record.
GUUCCCCCCUACUAUGACUAUGAUGGGAGUAGAGCCGGUGGCCAUGGAUCUGGAGCCACCUCUAGCCGCCGAGCCCGAGGUGGUCAUCGUGCUGGCCUUCACCGAUGGGCUCGACCUCGAGAAGCACCCCGACUAUGUCAUCGAGGGCGUGGAGACGGGCCAACCUGUGGUGCGGAUUGCAGACCUGCCCGAUCGAGAGUAUGUGGGACGGGUUGAGGAUGAGUUGGGCGAUACGCUGCUGUACACUCCGCCGCGGGAAGGCGUCGAUACACUGAAUGACGACGGCGAGCCGGUGGAUGUGCCGUACGACAGCGAGGCCCCGGUGAGGUACAUGGCCAAGGUGAGACGAACCAUUGUUCUCACCCCACGCGUCGUCGCCGAUCCGGCUCUGAUGCCUGUGGGCGAGUGAGUUGCGCAUCGCGGCAUGAAGCCAAUCCAACUUUACCUUUUAGUAGAUGCCCGGGAGGAUCCGCC